AUGGUGGAUACUGAGGAUGUAUGGGUUUCGGACGAAGAUGAUAUAAUUUUUGAAAAAAAAGUAUCAUCAAAAGAAUGGGAAAGAUUAAAUGAAAAUUUUGGAAAUAAGGAAUUGUCGAAGGUAAAAUACAAGACAAAGGCAAAAUCAGAUGACGUAAUACCAAUUCGAUCAGUGCAGCCACUUCCAAUCAUAGGCGACAGGCUUGACACAGCAAUAAAGGCGUGUGAUAGUUGGGUAAAGUUUAAGUUUGGUAACAAGUUAUCGUUUAUCCUUGCAUCACGUUUUACCAGAUGGCGUAAUCAGCCCAUCACUAAACAACAAUUGAAUUGGAUUAAGAAACGAAAUCCACUGUUGACUGAUGAUAAAUUGUGUCAUUUGGAGAAGGGAUCUGCCUCGAAUCUCAUGACGCAAAUUAUUGAGGGUGCGGAAAAAAAUUGGGAAAAGUUCCAGAAAGAAAAAGGCAAAAAAGAAAAAUUAUUAAAAAAAUUAAAAUCUCAAACUGUUCAUGUUGGUCCUUUAACUUGA
This is a messenger RNA of Entrophospora sp. SA101, 525 nucleotides long. Lineage: Eukaryota; Fungi; Glomeromycota; Glomeromycetes; Entrophosporales; Entrophosporaceae. The record is from the annotation of a GenBank genome assembly.